Molecule: messenger RNA, 3139 nt
Organism: Linum trigynum
Lineage: Eukaryota; Viridiplantae; Streptophyta; Magnoliopsida; Malpighiales; Linaceae
Source: the annotation of a GenBank genome assembly
UAAUUAAUUUUGUAUUCGAUAAUACCGAUUGGGAUACCGAAAUAUUUAGGGAUUGGGAUUGGAAUACCGAAAUUAUUUAGGGAUUGGGAUUGACUUUAGGGGCUAAUUCGGUAUUCAUGAUUUCGGUAUUUAGUAUUAGAAUACCGAUACCGUACCGAUUUCCACCCCUAAUCAUAAACAUACCCAACGUUUGUACAAUCACGCCUCUACUUCCUAGCCUAGGAGAGUGAAAAUUUUGCACCUCCCUGCAUUUAUCAUUGGAUGCCCUUAAUACUCCCUCAAAGUGUCCAAACCCCAAACAUAAAACCCCCCUCAUUUCUUCCUCAAUCUCCUCCCCUCCUCUCUCAACCCCAUUCCAGAGGAACAAAACACAGCCCUCCACAUCAAAUGUACAAUGCAGCAACAGAAUCCCAUAAUCUAUUAUCAACAACAACAAAUACAACCUCGCUCUUUUCAUACAUCAUCAGACAAUGCCUCCCCUCUCCUAACAAUCGCCGUCCUAUGCAUCAUCGGAGCCGCAACUGCAUUGCUUCUCGCAUACUACGUCUUGGUCAACAAAUGCCGCUGUUCCUCGCUUCCCUUCAAUCUCCCAACAUCGACCUGGUUUCUCCCUUCCUCCAGAGCAACAGCCGCCACCGGACAACCCGCUGUUGACGACUCCUUCAUCGCCCUGUCCCCCGACAAUUGGCCUCGCGGCGGCGGCGGCCUCGACAAACUUACCAUUCAAGCUCUCCCAACUCGCGAGUACAGAACAGGAGGAGUACUAGAAUGCAGCGGCGGCGGUAUCUACGGCUGCGUGGUGUGCCUGAACGAGUUCAAGGAAGAGAACAUCCUCAGAGUCCUCCCCAAUUGUGCCCACGCCUUCCACUUGCCCUGCAUCGACCUUUGGCUGCAGAGCAAUGCCAUUUGCCCGCUCUGCCAGAAAAGCAUUACCUCGACCCAACUCGCUUCGGGGCAUAAUCCUCGUCAUCUCCAAGUGGUUGCUCCGAGCUCCUCCCCUCGAGGCUCGCAGCAACAAGCCGAGAGCGUCUUAGGAAGCGACGAGGAUUUUGUGGUGAUUGAGUUGGGUGGAGAUGUGGAAGGCCGUGCCGUCGUUUCAGAAGCUCCUCCUCCUCCUCCUCAUGCUCCUCGUCGUCGGUUCGGGAGCCAGUCUCCUAAGGUGAUUGGGAAGCGGAAGCAGAGCAAGUGCGGCGGCCGGCACUUGUCCGUGAUGGGAGAUGAAGGGAUCGAUUAUGUGAGGAUGGGGAAAGAGGGUGAAGUUGAUCAGUUUGCAGUUCAGCCAAUCAGAAGGUCGUUCUCGUGGGAUUCAGCGGCGGAUCGGCAGCUUCUAUCUAGCGUUCGAGCGUUGUUGAUUCGACGGAGUAGUAGUGGUGGUGGUAGUAAUAGCAGAGCUCGAAACGAAGGACGUUGUUUUUUUCCGUUUGGUUAAAGUCCCAGGGUCCUGCUGAAACAACUCAGUGAUUGCAUUGCCAGUUGGGUUUGUUUUCUUGUUAGUUUGAUGUCGCAUUUUCCUCAUCUGGGAUGGGUUGAGAUAGAAUCAUUGCGGGAAACAUUUAUGUCUUUUUUUGGCCCUAGCAAAACAGAGUGGAUUGAUCCUUCAUGAAUGAGAAAGAUUUUUCCUUUCAACUUUCUUCACACAAAAGGUCGACGGGGAUCGAUAAAGAAAGAUAUGACAAAGGAAUUAUGGAGCAGUGUGUGGCGUGCAGUGAUCUCCAGUUCCCUAUCCAUUACCACCUUCUUUUGUCUACAAGUAAAAUGAUUGUAAUGAUCGAUGCCCAUUCGUAAAUCCUACAUAAAAGAGCACUAGCUCCAACUCUAACGCAUGCAGGGUAGAGAUGAAUUCGACCACGGGCAUGGAGAAACGCUUAGGAGACUGGAAUGGAUGAGUUCUCCUUCUCCACAAUGUCGGGACUUGGAGAGAACAAAGAACUUGCUGUUCCUUGGUCAACCGCCGAUGAAAAGUGUGGAUCAGAAAAAUGUGUAAUACAAAGAUAUUGAGCACACGGCCCGGUUGGAAGUCGAGAGGAAGCAAGCUUAAUCAUAGUGUCUCUCUCAUGUGUAUUAGGGAGAAAUCAUUCUCCGUCUAGUAGUAUCUCCUUAUUCACUUUGUACUGGUACUCUGUACCUUGUAUAAAUAACCCUUUACAUAAUGCAAUACACACAAGUUAGAAUUCCUUACAUUGUAUCAGAGCAAGGAUCCAAACCCUAACCUUUUCCCCCUGUACCGUCUUGCUGCUUGUUGUCCUCAUGGCGCCCGACACCACCGACUCGUCCUCCACUGUUGUCACCAGUGCGUCACCUGCUCCGCCAUCUUUCAAGGUGGGCAAUACCGAGUCAUGAACUUGUUGAGCAUGUCACCCACGAGGUGAUCGAGAGGGUCGGUCUAUUGUUGAGCCACCGAGACGCAUUCCCCGCAAGAGAGUAAGGGAAUAUCCUCAACUUCAAAGCAUCCUCAGGAACACCAUUGAUUUUCAAACUUUCCGCAAGCUCGAUGAACUUCUGAACAUGCUCCCUUGGAGACUCAUUGCUAAGCCCAUGAAAUAGUGCAUUGUUUUGGAUCAUGGUGACGAGGGCAGGCUUAAUUUCGAAAUUAUUGCCGGUCACGGGCGGAUCGAAUGGCGGGUUGAAUAUCUGCCGCUCGUGGGACCAUAUAGUAGCCCAUGGUCCUCGGUUGCUCUUUUACGGCCGCUCCAGCUAGAGCAUGUUGAUUAGCCGCCAAAUCAGCUUCACUUCCUUCCUCUUCGGAAUCAAACUCUUCCUCAAAUAAAACUUCCUCUUCGGGACCAACUUGUGGUUGUGCCAUCUCUUCUAUCCUUCUUCUUGCCUCCGCUAGCCCCCUCUCACGAGCCAAAUCGGAGAGUGCGGUUGAGAUUCUCGUCCAGUGCCGCCAAAGGUGUCGGAUUACUCCAGGUCAUACACCUCCCUGCACACACUCAAAAGAACCAGAUAUCGUCUAACACAAGCAAGAUUCACUAACACGAAAGCAAAAACGUAAAAUCUAGAUUAACACCAAACAAUCUUUUCAAAAAAAUGGAUCGUUUAUUCCCCGGAAACUUGACUUGUACCGAAUAUCACAAUAAACUCCCAAUUAAGGCCAAGUAUAAACCUUAAUUGGGUGCAAUAUAGCGCAAGUAUGUUU